AUGUCUGCUCCCACCCGGUCGCCCUCUCUUUACCAAAUCCUCCCCAAGAUGGGGCUCCGUUGGAAUUACCACCACGGCCGAAACAUCCUGCGGCCUGAGCGCCGUGAUGUUGUUGGUGUCGCGGUUCUGCAGGUGCUCGUUGAGCGGGUACAUCCCAACAUGAGGAUGACCUCGAGCCCCGCCAAGCAGGAGGUUGAGCGUCUGCUUGUCGACAUAGUCGACACAUCCACGCGCCUUGUGCGCAACAACACGGCGAUGCUCGACCCAGUCGAUUUCAUGGCCGGCAUCGGCAUGACUGGCGUCGGCGAGGACGGUUUCGACAUCUGGGACUGGGAGGAUGAGUCCUUCCUCGAACAGGCUCGUGUGGGCACCGAGCUUGGGGAGCUCCUCAACCCCCGUAUUUUUCAGGCCCUUUUUAUGGCUAUCAUUGAGGCGCGGCAGCGUUUCCGCAGCUUUGCUGCAGAGCACCUUCGCGCGGAGAUCCCUCAUCGCUGCUGUCCUCUGGCGGCUGCAGUUGACAGAUUUCUGGAGGCUGCUGUGUUCUGGGAUGUUACCAGCAUGCCGAUUCAGUUUUCAAUCUAG
Molecule: messenger RNA, 582 nt
Organism: Neurospora tetrasperma FGSC 2508
Lineage: Eukaryota; Fungi; Ascomycota; Sordariomycetes; Sordariales; Sordariaceae
Exons: 1
Coding region: 1-582 (193 amino acids)
Source: RefSeq, a predicted model, not a curated record